This is a messenger RNA of Lampris incognitus (smalleye Pacific opah), 5451 nucleotides long. RefSeq names its product ring finger protein 17 (gene rnf17). NCBI's taxonomy places the organism in Eukaryota, Metazoa, Chordata, Actinopteri, Lampriformes, Lampridae. The coding region runs from base 1 to 5451 and encodes 1816 amino acids. The record is from RefSeq and is a predicted model, not a curated record. The transcript has 39 exons.
AUGGCCGCAAAUAACAACACAACGAAUGUGCUUUGCAAACUGUGCGGACUUGCCUACACUUUACCGGAUGAUGAAGUUUCGGGUAAUCUGCCCCAUGUGCUGCUGUGUGGCCAUAUCUACUGUUCCGCCUGCCUGGAGUCCCUCGAAUUCGCCAAGGUCAUCCUUUGUCCUGAGUGCAAGGUGGAAUCUACCCUUUCUGAGGGUGGUGUGUACGGGCUACAGGAGGACAGCAGAAUCAUUGGCCUCAUCUACAUGGCCAAGAUGAAAAGAGAUGAGACGCCGCAAAGAGGUCUGCUCUUAGGAGAGAAUGUGGUGUUGUCUCUGGUGGCUCCCUGCCUGGAGAAGGGUAGGAACAUCACUACAGACAAUUUCUUCAUGUCUCUUGAGGCUGGCCAGCAUCUUACAGAAAAAGAAGACCAGCCUCGUUGGCACCCAGGGGAAAAGGAAGCAUGGGCCGAAGUCAAAGUCUUGUCACGUACUACAAUAACACCCAAGUAUGGCGUGGACAUCUUGCAUCAGAUGGUACACAUGUACUCGGUGAAAAGUGGUACGUGCAGAUGGCCAGUACCAGUGUUCUACAACAUCUUGGCCCUGGCUGGGAUCAAUGUCCACAUCCUCUACAAGGAGUGCACUGAUGCCAACAUAACCCAGAGGAACUUCCUGCUUCUGCUGGGAGAGGAAUUCGAGAGCAGAGUUUAUGAAGGGGAAGUUUGCCCAAGGUCCCAGUCAGCAGCUGAAGAUCACAGCACCGCAGCAGACAUCAACACGGAGGCAGUGCCAGGUGUAGACAUUAUGGAGAGUGCAAUAGAUGAGGCCCUGGCACAGGCUGCAGAGAAUCUUGCCCAGCUAGAGCACAUCCAACAGUCUGCAGACGUAGACAAUAUGGAGAGUGGAGUUGAUGAGGACCAGGCUGCAAAGAAUCUUGCCCAGCUAGAGCACAUCCAACAGUCUGCAGACGUAGACAGUAUGGAGAGUGCAGUAGAUGAGGCCCUUGCACAGGCUGCAGAGAAUCUUGCCCAGCUAGAGCACAUCCAACAGACUUUGCUGAAGGGUUUGGAGGCUCAAGUUAACAGAGAGAAGUCACGGCUGUUGAUGGAGCUGAGCAGCGCUGUGGACAGGGCCACACAAAUCCUUCAUAAGAGGAGGGAGGCGCUGUUGAGUGUGGUCACAAACAUAGAGGUGCAUUUCUCCUUUAGCCAAAUGGAGGUGUUCCGCAUCCAGAAGAGGAUGAAGGACCUAGAGAUCGCCAUGCAGAAAGCCAGGCAGCUGCGUUGCUUCCCAUCCCUGGAGCGCUAUUGCAACCUAGAUGAGCUGCUGGAGACUUUAAAGACUCCUCUGGAUAACCUAUCGUUCGAUAUGAGCUGUGUCACUCUGGGCUCUGGACUGAGUUUGUCAGAAGAGCCUCCUCCUGGACUCCAGCACCAGGAGCCCUUCUUGCAUGGCAGGACACGUCCUGGUCAGGUCAGGAGGGGCAGCAGCACCUUGCCUUGUCACAAAAAAGCCUCCAUCCCUCAACAGCAGGACCAAGACAGCCAACGUUGGCAAAUCUCCCCCCAAAGACCAUUUCCCAGUUCCAGCCUCACUCACCAAGCUACUGCCCCAGAGCUGGAAGCACCAGACGUCAUUAUCGAAGAGGUUAUCCAGGAGGAGCAAGAGCAAGCUUUCCCAUUUACUGGUCCACAGUUGGCCAGUGGUAGGAGGUUCAAGAGGAGAAAGAACAUUGACACCCCAAUCACAAAGGAAAAAGAUUUCACCCCUAGACUCCCUUUACACCUCUCUUCCUCCCUUAUCCUUCAACCUUUAAUCCCAGUCAGUGAGUUGGUCCUGGUUACUCAUGUAGUGAACCCCAGUCACUUCUAUAUCCAUUAUGUGGCUGGAAAGAGAGAGGGCAUGAAGCUGUUCAAGAAGAUCAACCACCUCUGCUCUGGAGAUGGGAGCCGCUUCUCCCUUGAUGACACAUUGGAGACUGGCUCCAUGGUCUUAGUUAAGAAGGAGGAGGAGUGGUGGUGCAGGGCCUCUGUGACAGAACUGUUCCAGAAGGGCUGCCAGGAGGCGGUGGCUGUCUGCCCCAUCUCUCUGCUGGCCUACUGCCAUGUCUUCUUCCUCGACUAUGGCUUCACCUGGAGCAUCAUACCCCAGAGCAAAGAAGAGACUACAGAAUCUUUAAUGGAGGGUGUGAACGAACGUCUCAGGAAGGCAGAGUUGUCUGAACUUAGGUGCAUUGCUCCUCAGGCCAUCAAAUGCUGCCUAAAGGACAUAGUCCCUGCUAAUCAGACCACUGGCUGGGAUAAGAAGGCACAAAUUGAAUUCCGUCAUGUGAUUGGCUCUUCGGCGGUGGAGAUGCAGGUCCUUGGGCAGGAGAAAGACUACCUGCUGGUAGAUCUAAAGAAGGCCCUUAUGGAUUGUGCCAGUAACAUGCCAGUCUCCAUCCGCGAGUACCUGGUUUUAAUUGAAGUGGCCCGGUUUUAUUCCCCGGUGAUAUGUGAUAGAAAGCCACUGCUUUUUUACCCUCCUGUCUACCCACUGGUCAACAUAGAGCUCAAUGCUGUGGUGACACAUAUCAACAGUCCCUCUGACUUCUACAUCCAACUGGUUGAUGACAUGGAGUUCAUGCUGCUGACAGAAAAGAUGCAGGACUAUUACAGCUCAGCCUCAGCAGACAUGGAUGAUGAUAAUCUCCGGCUGUACCACCCCACCCUAGAACAGGCCUGUGUGGCUCCUUUUGAUAAGGCCUGGUACAGAGCCAUGAUCACAAGUUUUCCAGGGGUCAGAAAAGUAGAGGUUCAGUAUAUGGACUUUGGCAACAAGCAGAUCCUGUCCUUCCGUGACCUGAGGAAGAUCAAGGAUGAAUUCUUUGACCUCCCUGCUAAGGCCAUUCGGUGCUGCCUAUCAGAUUUGUCUCUGCAGCAAGGAGAAACCUGGAGUGAUUCCUGCACCGACCGAUUUAUCAGCCUAGCUCACCAAAAACUGGUCAUUGUUGUUGCCACAGAGAUGGUACCGAAGACCGUGCCCCAGCCUGUCAGGCUGUAUGAGAGCAGCUUCGAUGGGCCAAUGAACAACAUUGCUGACCUGUUGGUCACAGAGAAACUUGACUGCUUCGAAGAGAGGAAUGCCAUGCCCCCCAUCGAGGAACCACCUGUCUGGGACCCUCCGUUCGAGAACCUUUUUUUGACCGCCAAUGGGGAGUGUUUCACAGACGAUAGUGCAUCAGGCCCAUCACCCCCCAUGGACCAGGGUGCGGAGCUCAUGGAGUUUCAGCCCAAGCUGUGGCUCCCUGCCUCCCUUAACAAGCUGCAGGUUCAGGUCACCCACGUCAAUUCACCCAGCAGUUUUUUUGUACAGCUCAUCCAGAAUGACCACCAACUCAAAAGGAUUUGGGAGCUGUUGAAGCAGGAAUAUGGGACUACAAAGCCUCAGAAGAUAGAGUGGGAGGCAGACAUGCCCUGUGCUGCCCUCAUUAAUGGGGUCUGGGAGAGAGGCCAGAUCUGCACCAAUGACACAUCAAACAACAUCGCUGAGGUGGUGCGUUAUGAUUUUGGCAGCAAGGCAAAGCUUCAUAUCAGCAACUUAAGGCCACUUCAGCCAACCCUGGUGGGCUCUCUGGCCCUGGAGUGUACCCUCAGCGACAUCAGACCUGCAGGAGGUUGCUCCACUUGGACAGCCACAGCCUGUGACUUCAUCUCUUCCCAUCUGACAGGAGCCUCUGCUGUCAUGUCAAUCAAGGAGCCAACAGAUAUGGGUCCCAUUCCUGUCAGUCUGAUCUGUUCUAACAGGGCUGGGCAGGAUGUCAGCAUGGCAGACUUGCUGGUCAACGAGGGCCUUGCGCUCAAGCAGAGGAAACCAAGAGAGACUGCUCUGCCGAAACCAGAGAAAAUUGUCAAGGAGUCCCAACCAGACGGGAGUGAAAAAGAUGGCACUGAAACAGAUGGCAAACACACCCCUCCUGAUCCCCCUCUACCUACUCCCCCUCCUGUUGCCCCUUCUGCUACCCCUCCCACUGCCUCUCUUGCGUCCCCUCUUGUUGCCCCUGCUGCUGACUGUCCUGCUUCUUCUUCACUCCCCAUCCCAUCUGUCUUUGACUCCAACCUUCUCUCUGCUCCAGAGUCGGCCCACUGCGCUCACCUGUCUACUGAGAAGGUGAGGACUCAAUUUUACCCUCCCCCGGCGCUUCCCUGCCAUGGUCUGCAGCAGAUGACCAUCACUGCCAUUGGAGAUGACAGCCUCAUUUACGCCAGGACGCAUUAUGCAGGAUGUCAACUGGAGCAGCUGAAACAGCAAAUCAACUACGACAUGAAGACCUUCCUCAGACAGAAGCACUACACCUGGAAGUCUGUCCAAGGCUGUGCUGUCAAUGGAACUGAUAUGCUGUGGCACCGCGGGCAGGUGCUGGAGGUCCAUGGAGAACAGAUCAAGGUAUUUUAUGUGGACUAUGGCCUAGUAGAGAACAUUCCUGUGGCCCAUGCGUACCCCAUGCUGCUAUAUGAGGACGUGCCACAACUCUGUAUACCCUGCAAGCUACAAGGAGUCAUUCCGGUGGGCAAUGUGUGGCAGCAAGAUGCAGUGGAUCUGCUCAGAGAACUACUGCUUACCCGCUCUGUGGAUGUGGAGGUCUUGGAGCUACCCAAACACCCGAGAGGCUGUCUGACAGUUCAGAUUUAUUUGGAUGGAUUGACUCUCAGCAGGAUCCUCUGUCACCAGCAACAUGCCUUUGUGGACCCAACUGCUCCAGAACAGGAACACAGAGGGAUGUGUUCUGACCUCUUCCUGGAUGACUGGGAUAUUGACACUGAGGGUCUGAAGUUGCCAGACAGUCCCAGGCUGGGGACCUUCACCUACUCCGCACUGCCAGAGGAGGGCGAGCACUUCCCGGUCAGGGUUAAACACCUGUGGACCCCCAAUGAUUUGUUUCUGUGGGCUUUGGAUGGUUCUGCUGCUGCUGAGGUGAAGGUUGGUGGAGAGACUUUGGUGGAAGCUCUGGCCAGAGUUACUGCAAACAUAGACAGUCUGCCCCCGCUCUCCAAUUUCUAUUUUGAGGCUCCGUGUCUGGCAGAGUAUAUUGAUGGCAAGUACUACCGAGCCAAGGUGAUGGACUUUUCCAUCAGGGACCCUGUCUUGAUCAUAGUGCAGCAUGUGGACUUUGGCUCAAAUGACAGUCUUCCUAUUAGCAAGCUGCGUCAGAUGCCGGCAGAACUGCUGCUGUUCCCUGCCAAGGCUCUGAAGGUGCAUGCGGCAGGGUUCAAGGCUCCCAGGGAUCCUCCCAAGAAAUAUGUGUUGCCCUACUGCCCCCAGUGGAGCAUGAAGGCUGUGAAGCUCAUGUCUGAAUUACUGCACCAGAAUGUCACAGCCUUGGUUCUGACCAGAACACCGGAUCUGACUGUGGUGCUGUAUGAUGAGAAAGGAGACCUGCUUCACCUGCCUCUGGUAGCCAGCGGCCUGGCUGAAUUGGAUUGA